UCCACGGACCGUCCGGCUUGGCCAGCUGCAGAGGGUGAAGAUGCUGCACCACUUACUUUCCGCGCUCCACGAGGGCUUGUCUCUCCCCGUGGUUCUGGUGUUCCUGGCUACCUUCCUGCUCCUUGCUGACUACCUGAAAGGGAGGCACCCGAGGGGGUUUCCUCCAGGGCCCAUGCGCCUCCCUUUCCUGGGGAACCUUCUGCAUGUUAAUGCCAAGAAUCCUUUUUCUGAUAUAGAGAAGCUUAGAGAAAAAUAUGGCAACAUCUUCAGACUGCAGGCCGGUAGUAUGCGGAUUGUGGUUGUGAGUGGGCUGCCACUGGUGAAGGAAGUCCUUGUCCAUCAGGGUGAAAAUUUUGUUGAUCGUCCAGAAUUGCCUGUAUCAAGUGAAGUCUUUGGGUCGUUUGGACUGGUCUUCUCUAAUGGGCUUAGCUGGAAGCAGCAAAGGCGGUUUGCCUUAUCCACGCUGAGAAACUUUGGUUUGGGCAAGAGAAGCUUAGAAGAACGAAUCCAGGAGGAGAGCAGAUACCUAACUGAUGCCAUUGAAGAGCAGAAAGGGCAACCAUUUGACCCCCAACUGCUGAUCAAGAAUGCAGUUUCAAAUAUCAUCUGCUCCGUCACCUUUGGGGACCGCUUUGAGUAUUCCGAUAGCAGAUUCCAGAAGCUUUUGCACUUGAUUGAUAUAACUAUGGAGCUUCAAGGAAGUGUUUGGAUCCAGCUGUACCAAGCCUUCCCAGCCCUCAUGAAAUACGUGCCGGGACCCCAUCAUGCCUUUUUCAAAAACUGGGGCAACCUCAAAUCCUUUGUGCGAGAAAUAAUUGACAAGCACAAAGAAGAUUGGAACCCACACGAAACAAGAGACUUCAUUGAUGCGUAUUUGAAUGAAAUGGCCAAGGAAGACGCUGCUCCCAGUUUCCACGAGGAAGGCCUGCUACACUGUGCACUGGAUCUGUUUUUUGCCGGAACGGAGACGACUUCUGCAACGCUCCGCUGGGCUCUGCUGUACAUGGCCCUUCACCCAGACAUCCAAGCCAGAGUCCAAGAGGAAAUCGAUACCGUGAUUGGGCAGUCGCGACAGGCGGCACUGGAGGACCGGGAUCGCCUGCCCUACACCAACGCGGUCAUUCACGAAGUCCAGAGGAUCAGCAACAUCGUGCCUCUAAAUGUGCCCCGCGUGGCCACAAGGGACACGACCCUGGCCGGGUUUUUCCUGCCCAAGGGAACGACCUUGAUGUCCAACAUGGCCUCUGUGCUGCACGACGAGGAUGAGUGGGAAACCCCCGAUGUGUUCAAUCCCGGCCAUUUCCUCGAGAACGGCCAGUUCAGGAAAAGGGAAGCGUUCAUCCCAUUCUCUGCAGGAAAGCGAGCAUGUCUCGGAGAGCAGCUGGCCAGGACGGAGCUUUUCCUUUUCUUCACUGCUCUGAUCCAGAAGUUCACUUUCCAGCCUCCAGAGAAUGUGAAAUUAACCCUCAACUUCCAGAUCGGCAUUGCAGUCUCUCCUCAUCCGUACCGGAUACACGCAUUCUGUCGCUGAUGGAAGCCAUGUUAUCCUUGGUCAGAGAUCAAAAUUUACUGCCUUUCUGUUCUUGGGUGCCAUUGUGGAAAAAUGAAGAAUAGCUAUUAACACACACCUGGGAUCUCUGACCUACGUACUUUAAAGGCUACCUGUGGCUAUUCUCCAUGGUACAGCCAAUCACAAAGGGCAGCCAAUCCACAGACUGGUCCUUCUUCUCAAAGCUGCGGCUCAGCGUAGCUUCACUUUCCUUCAGAGGCUGGUGAGCCCUGCCAAUAUCCCUCAUUCUGGCUCAUUCAGCAGGCAUGCCUUUCUUUGGCUUGGUGGAAUCCCGAGCAGCCCUGGAGACAUUGUGGAGGGUUCCCUGCCCUGUGCAAGCUGUGGCAGCAGGCACGCCUUCUGGCAAUGUUGCACGGAGCACGCUCCGUUUCUCCCGGAGGCUGGAAUGCUGUCAGCACUUGGGGAAUCCCAUCUCUGAGCAUUUCGUCUCUUCCUCGCCAAUCCCUUUGGUAAUGGAACGCGACCUCAACUAGUGAACAUGCACUGUAAUGCAGAGAUUGCCAUUCUAGCAUUCGAGAAGUUUUAAUCCUCCUACAUCCUCUUCACGAAGAAAUCCUGCAGAGGCGUCUGGACCGGGUUGGGCUUUGUUCUGAGUUAAGGAGGGCUCUUCUAAGAUUUGUAAGAAACACUAAUCCUGUUUGGUUACUGAAUGCAUUUCCAGUCACGGACAUUCAAGCACCAUCUUUAUGGGUGUUUGAAAAGGCCCCAAAGACCCUGGGACUUACUGCGGCCUUCUUGUACCAUAGAAGUUAUAGGACUUCAUUUAAUUGAUUUCAACUCUAAGUCGGUUUUGUUUUUAAUUCCUUUUUAGCAUCCCUGCACUGGACAUUUUAACAUUCUUUCCUUUAAUUCUGGCUUUCAUUAGUGCUUCUGUUGCAGCUGCCUUGAUAAAUGUUAUUUGUUAAACUAUGGAGCACCUUGCCUGUCUUCUCUCCCUUCACAUCCAUGCAAUUUUCCUUUACUAGUUCCUUCUCUGGGAAAAAGCAAAAACAGCCUCAAACUAUGCUCAUGAUCCGCCCUCACUCAGCUCCUUAUUGUCCAACCUAGACAGAACUGAAACACUGCUGUAAGCUGAUAUGUGGGGUGGGAAGAGCUGCGCAUCCUUUGCAAUGUAAAAUUACCUAGCCACCUCAUGCUUUGUCGU
Molecule: messenger RNA, 2714 nt
Organism: Varanus komodoensis (Komodo dragon)
Lineage: Eukaryota; Metazoa; Chordata; Lepidosauria; Squamata; Varanidae
Product: cytochrome P450 2J2-like
Exons: 9
Coding region: 41-1531 (496 amino acids)
Biological process (GO): xenobiotic metabolic process
Cellular component (GO): intracellular membrane-bounded organelle; cytoplasm
Molecular function (GO): oxidoreductase activity, acting on paired donors, with incorporation or reduction of molecular oxygen, reduced flavin or flavoprotein as one donor, and incorporation of one atom of oxygen; iron ion binding; heme binding
Source: RefSeq, a predicted model, not a curated record